Cyphellophora europaea CBS 101466 is the source of this 1434-nucleotide messenger RNA. RefSeq lists its product as uncharacterized. Gene Ontology annotation, cellular component: vacuolar proton-transporting V-type ATPase, V1 domain; fungal-type vacuole membrane. Bases 1 to 1434 code for a protein of 477 amino acids. Gene Ontology annotation, molecular function: proton-transporting ATPase activity, rotational mechanism. The record is from RefSeq and is a predicted model, not a curated record. Gene Ontology annotation, biological process: proton transmembrane transport. The transcript is spliced from 3 exons. Lineage: Eukaryota; Fungi; Ascomycota; Eurotiomycetes; Chaetothyriales; Cyphellophoraceae.
AUGGCUCUCGCCGCCCCCACGUACCUCACCUCGCUUCAGAGCAACAUUCGAGCUCGACCAAUACCAUGGGAUGGCGCUGUCCGGGCCGGCAACCUCACCGAUGAUCAGCUGAAGCGCAUCAAAUCGGUAGACAAAGUUCGCAAAGAGCAAAGGAAGCAGACUAUCGAGAAAGAUGUCAAGAGCUACAGUACUCUGCUUGUAGGUGGUGGAGACGGCGGCAGUGUAUUCGACAAAGCCUCCAAACGAACAGACAUCCUGCAGUAUAUUCUUGUCCUCGCAACAGAUUUGAUCGCUGAUGCACCUGCUCUUGCAGGCUCGAUACUGGAACAGUCGAAUCCUUAUCAAUAUUUCAUCACAUUUCUCGGCCAGUCGAACAAUCCCGAAGACCCUAUUCCUCUACUCUCGGCAACUUUGUUGGUGUAUUUGGUAGCCUACUCUAUCACUACGACCUCCAAGCCGCAGAAACGGGACAAUGAGGCUCUUUCCAAACUAUAUUCUUACCUUUCCACACUCUCCAAAAACCAGGACAGCGGAUUACAAGACAUUGCGGUACAACAUUAUUCGACGCUCCUCCGAACAUCGCAGUCCAAAAAGCUGUUCUGGAAGCAAAAGGAAGACACCGUGGGCCCGCUGUUCGACAUCCUCCGGAAAGCUGCAGGUUCGGCCAAAGACAGCGAUUCAACGCUACGAAGCGGUACCAACAGCAUCAGAAGCACCGACACCAGGUUCAGCGGCGGAGUUGGUCUGCAGCUCAUGUACAAUAUACUCUUGGUUAUAUGGCAGCUCAGCUUCGAAGCUGAAGUUGUGGGCGAGGGCCUGGAGCAGGACGAGGAAGUGAUAUCUCUGUAUACGCAGCUCCUGCGCGUGUCGCCGAAAGAGAAAACGACUCGCCUGCUGCUCUCCACAUUGCGCAAUCUGUUGUCGGACAACCGAGAGGCACUCAUUCCAGCCGCCACGACUGCACGGCUACCCGCUCUUUUGUCGAAUCUUAGCGGACGACACCUGAGUGACCCUGAUUUACUCGAAGACCUGGAAGCGCUCAAAACGAUGCUGGAAGAUUACACCAAGAACCAAACUACGUUCGACGAGUACGCAGACGAAGUCAACUCAGGUCACCUACGAUGGUCGCCUCCACAUCGCAACUCCACGUUCUGGCGAGAAAACGCCCGCAAGAUCUUAGAGGACAAGGCCGAGUUGCCCAAGAAAUUGGCAGAUAUUCUUGGUAAGAACUGGGAACAAGACAAGAAGGUGCUGGCAGUUGGCUGUAACGACAUUGGCAACCUCGUCCGCGAAGCGCCUGAACAUCGAACAGCACUGGAGAAACUGGGACUCAAGGUUCGGAUUAUGGAGCUGAUGAACGACUCUGAUGAAAGCGUGCGGUGGGAGAGCCUCAAGGCCGUAGGAGAGUGGAUGCGAUAUUCAUUCGAAAAGUAA